Messenger RNA from Prionailurus viverrinus (fishing cat), 952 nucleotides. RefSeq names its product small ubiquitin-related modifier 1-like. Gene Ontology annotation, molecular function: ubiquitin-like protein ligase binding; protein tag activity. Gene Ontology annotation, biological process: protein sumoylation. The transcript has a single exon. Gene Ontology annotation, cellular component: nucleus; PML body. NCBI's taxonomy places the organism in Eukaryota, Metazoa, Chordata, Mammalia, Carnivora, Felidae. The coding region runs from base 54 to 353 and encodes 99 amino acids. The record is from RefSeq and is a predicted model, not a curated record.
UGCCUAUCCGAUGUCCCUGCUGUGCAGAGACCCUGGGUGAAGCCACCGUCACCAUGUCUGACCAGGAGGCAAAACCUUCAACUGAGGACUUGGGGGAUGAGAAGGAAGGAGAAUACAUUAAACUCAGAGUCACUGGACAGGAUGGCAGUGCAAUUCACUUCAAAGUGAAAAUGACAACACAUCUCAAGAAACUCAAAGAAGCAUACUGUCCAAGAGAGGGAGUUCCAAUGAAUUCACUCAGGUUUCUCUUUGCAGGCCCGAGAAUUGCUGAUAAUCAUGCUCCAAAAGAAGUGGGAAUGGAGGAGAAAGAUGUGAUUGGAGUUUAUCAGAACAAACAGGGGGUCAUCCAAUGAUUUAGAUAUUCUUUUUAUUUUUUUCUUUACCCUCAAUCCUUUUUUAUUUUUAAAAAUAGUUCUUUUGUAAUGUGGUGUUCAAAACGGAAAUGAAAACUGGCACCCCAUCUCUUUAAAACAUCUGGUAAUUUGAAGUCUAGUGCCCAUUAUUCAUGAUCACUUGUUUUCAGUGUGCUGAUUUUUGGUGAUCAAACCUCAGCCCCCUUCAUAUCGCACUCUCCUGUUUAAAAAAAUUACAUGUGUGCACAGAGAGGCCACCACCUUUUCCAGGACUGUGCAUUUUCAGGCUUGUGAUAAAUAAGGUUGACCAAUGCGAGUGUUCGUAAUGACUUUCCAACCGGCCCUGAAGUUCUAGUAUGUGAUUGCUUCACUCGUGGACUAUGACUUUCAGUGGGAGAUGGAAGUUUUUCAGAGAAGUGAACUGUGGAAAAAUGACUUUUCCUUAACUUGAAGUUUCUUUUAAAAUUUGAGGGUCUGGACCAAAAGAAGAGAAAUAGCAAGCUGGAGUCGAGAUGACAGAGAUCGCGAGAGUAACGACUAACUCCAAAGACGGCUUCACUGAAGAGAAAGCAUUUUAAGAUAAAAGUCUUGUCAGAAGA